This is a messenger RNA of Aphanomyces astaci, 522 nucleotides long. RefSeq lists its product as hypothetical. The transcript has 2 exons. The coding region runs from base 1 to 522 and encodes 173 amino acids. Gene Ontology annotation, molecular function: nucleic acid binding. The record is from RefSeq and is a predicted model, not a curated record. NCBI's taxonomy places the organism in Eukaryota, Oomycota, Saprolegniomycetes, Saprolegniales, Verrucalvaceae.
AUGUUCUUGGCUGCUGUCGCUCGACCCCGCUAUGAUGUUGGCCGUGGUGAAAUGUUCAACGCCAAACUGGGCAUGUGGCCUUUCGUGCAGCUUUCUCCCGCCGCCCGCAACACUCGCAACCGUCCAGCUGGUACUAUGGUCACCACGCUCGUCAACGUGAAUGCUGUCGUGUAUCGAGACUUCAUGAUUCACAAGGUCGUACCUGCAAUCAAGGCAUCGUUUUCGAGUGCACACAAGCACAUCGUACUUCAACACGACAAUUCAACGCUGCAUGGAUCCGUGACUGACCGGGAGCUCGAGGCAGUGUCCACAGAUGGCUGUAAGUUUGUGAUUUUCUGGAACCCCGAAGACCUCCAGAAACCCCGUCGAUGGGAGCUCAUGCACACCGCCGACGACUCGCAUCUACACGACACAGUCAUAGAGAUGCAUGGGCAAGGUCGCGCACCUUCAGACAUAGCGGAUCUCACGACCGACGUUGACUCCAGCUUAUUACUGGAGCUUGUGGGGGGAGAUGUGAAAUGA